Messenger RNA from Porites evermanni, 808 nucleotides. Lineage: Eukaryota; Metazoa; Cnidaria; Anthozoa; Scleractinia; Poritidae. The record is from the annotation of a GenBank genome assembly.
ACAGCGAGUCUAGGGUAUUUCACGAAGGACAAGAAUAGGCAAAAGAACAAACAAAACGGUCACAACCAAGAACAAGCGGACAUCCUCAUGAAUAGUCAAUUCUACAUGCUGGCAACGUGGCAAACCUACUCUUAAAUCAAAGGUAUCAUCGCUCUUCGGGUGUCCCAGAUGCUCCAAGACCGUUUAUCUUGCUUUUUUAUACAAGAUUAACGGACCAAAUGUUUCACUGAUACUUUAAUUUUACAAUUUCACGCACGUUACACCGACAUGCACCUGAGGUUGCCAGCCCCAUUGGCUAUGACAUGUGUAAGGCCCCACCUGAAAUGCAUGCUUUCACUGGAAUUGGCAUCUGAGACCUUUCAAACUGCCUCGUCCAACCUAACAAUUAGUAUCAGUAAAUCUUUUAGCAAGACUGGUUACACUAUACACAGUCCCCUAUUUGUCCUUACGAUCGUCGAGAUCGAAGACUUUGCGUUACGAGUGGCCAUCUUGGAUGAUCGUGAGUGUCAAAUCUGCUUUGGGGGCCGCCCCCUCGGUUCAUAUAUUAGGAAACGGCAAGAUGGCCGCCCAAGCCGCCAAAUCGCUCAAUCAUGUAGUCUCCUUCGCAGCCGUAAUUAGGGUCGUUAUUGGGGAGGAGCGUUGCGUGACGUCCCUAAUAACGGCUGCGAAGGAGACUAUUAAUAUGACGAUCUUCCAAAAAAUAGGGGACUGUGAACGGCCUAAAGACUGGUGUACAUCACAGGAUCUCCUCACGCAGUUGGAGUCCUUUUGCCGUGCUAUUUAUGGCAACAAAAGCGGAAUCGCAGAA